Sinocyclocheilus grahami is the source of this 3199-nucleotide messenger RNA. Its product is annotated as GRAM domain-containing protein 1B-like. The transcript is spliced from 20 exons. The record is from RefSeq and is a predicted model, not a curated record. Bases 1 to 2109 code for a protein of 702 amino acids. Gene Ontology annotation, biological process: intracellular sterol transport. Gene Ontology annotation, cellular component: plasma membrane; endoplasmic reticulum membrane; endoplasmic reticulum-plasma membrane contact site. Lineage: Eukaryota; Metazoa; Chordata; Actinopteri; Cypriniformes; Cyprinidae. Gene Ontology annotation, molecular function: cholesterol transfer activity; cholesterol binding.
AUGGCAAGCUGGACAGAACCGUUCUUGUUUGGACCCGUGACAGUUCAGAGAAAGGCCACAGAAGUUUUGGGGUCCAUUGACAAUAAAGCGACAUCUCACAAGCGACUUUCCAAAAAAAGCCAGAGCUGGUACAACGUCCUGAGUCCCACAUACAAGCAGCGUAAUGAAGACUUCAGGAAGCUCUUCAAGCAGUUACCGGACACAGAGCGCCUUAUUGUGGACUACUCAUGCGCUCUCCAGCGGGACAUUCUCCUGCAGGGCCGCCUCUACCUCUCUGAAAACUGGAUCUGUUUUUACAGCAACAUCUUUCGCUGGGAGACACUGCUUACAGUUCGGCUGAAAGACAUCUGCUCCAUGACGAAAGAGAAAACCGCGCGUCUGAUUCCCAAUGCCAUACAGGUGUGCACGGACACCGAGAAGCACUUUUUCACAUCGUUUGGUGCAAGAGACAGGACUUACAUGAUGAUGUUCAGACUUUGGCAGAAUGCACUGCUGGACAAGCCUCUCUGUCCUAAAGAGCUCUGGCACUUCGUACAUCAGUGCUAUGGAAAUGAGCUGGGCCUCACUAGCGAUGAUGAAGACUAUGUGCCGCCUGAUGAUGAUUUCAACACCAUGGGAUACUGUGAGGAGAUCCCAGCGGAGGAGAACGAGGUCAGUAAUGAUAACUCAUCCAAGAGCAGCAGUGAGAACAAGCCAGACAACAGUUCUCCUCCGUCACACAAGAGAUCCAUCACACACUCCACCACACCUCCCAGCAGCACUGAUACGCCACUGUCUUUUGACAUUGCAGCUGAGGAGUACACAGACUGCCUUCCUGAUGGAGAUCUGCUGCCGCUCCCUCUGCUGGCUGAGGAGAGGAACAGCGAGCCGGCCAGUCCUCUGGACCCUGUGCCACCACCUGCACUGGACUUCAACGACAAUGAGGAUAUACCCACUGAUCUCAGUGAUUCCUCAGAGACAGAUGAUGAAGGGGAUGAAGUUCAAGCAUUCCACGAGGAUCUGAACGGCCGUCAGUACAUUAAUGAGGUGUAUAAAUUCAGUGUUGAUAAGCUGUACACCAUCCUCUUCACCGAGUCCCAGUUCAUGACAGACUUCAUGGAGCAGAGGAGAUUUACAGAUGUGGUGUAUCAGCCUUGGAAGAAGGAAGAUGCUGGAAAUCAGACCAGGGCCAUCGUGUACACAAUUUCCCUGACCAACCCACUGGCUCCUAAAACAGCUACAGUUACUGAGACGCAGACUCUGUAUAAGGCCAGCCAGGAGAGUGAGUGCUAUAUCAUCGAUGCUGAAGUCAUCACUCAUGACGUUCCGUACCACGACUACUUCUACACCCUAAACCGCUACAUGCUGACGCGCGUGGCCAAGAACAAGUGUAGACUGAGGGUUUCUACAGAGUUGAGGUACAGGAAACAGCCAUGGGCGCUGGUGAAGGGCUUCAUUGAGAAGAACUUCUGGAGUGGGCUAGAUGAGAACUUCAAAAGCCUCGAACUGGAGUUAGGAAAGAUAGAGGACGCUCUAAUGGAAAGCCACAGACUGUCUCCUAAUGCUAAAGCAGUCAAGAACUCCAGCCUAAGGCGGAGAAAAAGACCCCCCGCCCACCUGCGCACAGCCCAUCUAGAUGAGACCCUCAGUCCUGUGACCACACCAACAGACGAGGAGGUCAUCCACCGCAUCAAACACGUGGCAGGUUCCACUCAGACAAGACACAUUCCUGAGCACACGCCAGGGGGCGGGAUUUUCUGCAACCUCUCUAAACCACUACUCAUCAUCAGCUUUGUGAUCUGUAUAAGUCUGGUGCUACUGGUGUUUUUGAAUGUGAUGCUGUUCUACAAACUCUGGAUGCUGGAGUAUUCUGCACAAAGCCUCACCAGCUGGCAGGGCUUACGCCUACAUGAAAGCAGUAAACUGCCGCAGACACAGAUGGAAUGGGCACAGCUCCUGGAGUCCCAGCAGCGCUACCAUGACGCUGAGCUGCAGAAAUGGAGAGAAAUCAUUAAAUCUUCAGUACUGUUAUUGGAUCAGAUGAAGGAUUCCUUACUGAGCCUACAGAAAGGUGUGGGUCUACGAGAUUACAACUCAGACUCGGACGAGAAGAGGAGUCGAUAUUACUGACACUUACCCUCCAGGCCACCAGGGUGCGCUGUGCAAUGUAGAGCCACUUAUGAGAACGAAAGGCAAAAAACAAAGGGCCCAAAUGUGCAUGUAUGACUAUGCAUACUAAACAAAAGAGACACUUGAUAGAGACCAGAAGAAGAAGAGAUGGACCAGAAACUGCCAUCGGCCAAUCCAAGUGGACAGCAAGCCCACAGGAAGUGGGGCCAUAUCUGUCCCAUGGAAUUGUGGGACGGCUAGAGUCCGAAUGGGCUCACCGCUGUUCCAGCUUUCUUUCAGGUUCUCUUUCUGAGGAUGUUACUGUUUGCAAAGUAACGGAACGGACCUGAGGAAGAAAAUGAAGAGCAUGCUUUUUAUUUGUUUUAGCCCUCCUUUCUUUUGAAGUGUUUUUAUUGGUACAAGGAAUGAGGAAAAUGAUCUUUUAGCUUGCUUUUGACCUGUAACGGCAGAGCUGCCCUGUCCCUUUUCCCACUUGUGAGAGUUUUGCACAGAAAGCAUUAUGAAAUCUAGUUCACUCAUGCUCUACAGUAGUAUCAAGGCUGGUUUCCUUGAUAAUUCUGCGAAAAUUAUUAAGAAAGUUAAAACUAGUUUCCGCAAAAAGGGCCACUUGCGCUAAAAACAGAGACCUUAAAUUUCUCAAAUUUAAGCUAAAGAGUUUUUGCGCCAGAGAAAAACUGAAAAGGGACACCGCAGCCAGAAAGAUGGAUAAACAUUGUUCGUUUUUUGAUUACUAAACUGUGAUAUCUCCUGCUUUAUUUGAAGAUAUAUAUGAAUAUGUUUGAAAUAUAUACUUUAUUCAAGAUUUAAUAUAUAUUUCAAUAUAUAGAGAGAGGUCAUUGUAGAUAUUUAUUGUUAAUUUAUGUACAUAGAACACUUAUCAAAGCUCUAGAAGGAAAGAGUUUAUAAUUAUUAAACUGCGUUUUAUUCAGUGACACGCACAAGCACGUUUGAGACGUGUCCGUGUGAGCAUGUGCGUGUGUGUGUCGUAAGUUGAUCUGUCUAUUUUGAUGAAUGUAAGAAUGUCCGUGUGAUGUUUUAAAUCAUUCCACUUGUACGUCUUGUGUCUUCCCUCCCGGCACAUGAAGCCAAA